AUGAAAACAAUACCGCCGAAGUCGCGUGUUCCCCCCGAUUGGAUUCACCCGGCGCUGCAUCGCCAGUGGCAGAGACGUGAUAAAUUGAGGACUCCACACGAAUUGCGACUUGAGGAAUUAGAUGUUCAACGAACGGAGAUGGAGGAAGCGAGCCGCCGCAUUAUGAGCAUUGUCUCAGAGAAGAAGAGCGCACUUGAGAAGUUGGAUCGUCAACGAGAGAAGGCAAAGGCAGAUAUCGAUCUCGAUGAGGCGGCGGCAGGUGAGAUAACUGGUGUUCUUGAUCGACUAACCAGUCAGAUUACUGUCCAUAAGACGUUGCCGCGGUGCGAUGCACGACUUUUAGACACCAGCGACAGCGAGAAUUUUGCGUCGGGUACUGCGCAUUGUGUCCUGAGUGUGGAAUGCGGUAGCACAUGGGGGGCUGUGGCGUCAUGUUUCCCCUGCGACAAUGAAAUAAAGCGUUCUUUCUUUUCUCAGUACGCACCUCUCUUCAAUGUCACAUCUGACGACUCAUCGGCAGCACAGAAGGUGGGAGGAGCCGCUUUCUUUGACGAAGGUUGCCUCCUGUCUGUAGACCAGGUCAGUUGCUUUAACCCGGCAUGUCCCUACUGGCACAAAGAACAACUAACGCAUUUGAAGCUUACCGCUCGAAAACUUGUUUCUCGCGCUGCCAAUUUUAUCCGUGGGAAUCGCAACAACUGUGAUGUUGCAGCCUUGUUUCACCGUUUUCGUAUGUCCAUGGAGGCGUCAACCGCUCUGCACGAUGCUGUAAGGAUUGAGAGGGAUAUGAUGAACUGCAUUGCGACGCUGGGUUGGGCGGCGAUAUUCUUGCAGAAGGACGAAGUGGCGGAAAACAAACAAGGGAGGUAUCGACCGCCACCAAGCCGUAUCACGUGGGAUGCGCCGAUUCAGUCAAAACCACACAUGCCUCUGAUGCAAAAAUUGUAUUCACUACUGCGCAACCCUCAAGAAUGUAGCGCCUGGGAGUCCUUGAUCGGCUCAUCACCAUCCACUCUCAUAGCCGACGCUGUGUCACUUUUCCAGCGUCACGUGGAUGUGCUUUCGUGGCGUUGCCUCAUGCGAGUUGCUGGCGAUACGCCGGAGCGCCUGUUGUGGCUGGCGUCACGAGGGAUUGAAAUCUUUCCAACAUCUCCGUCCAUACGCCUUUCGCACCUUUACGCCCUUCUGCACUCUGGCAACACUGCAUCAGAGUGUGUGGAUGUAUGCUUGGAGUCGGUGCGGAUUCUCUCUGUGCAAGCCUCAAAAUGCACAUUAUCCUCGUCCGGUAAGGUAGAGUGGAGUGAAAGUGUGGCGCGGUAUAUCGCUUACAUGAUUGCGAUGACAUGUGUGCGCGUUGCCCCAAUGGACGCCCAGGCGGCAAUGCGGUUGCUUACCUACGCAGUGAAGGUUCCUGGUAGGGUGUGCCUCCUUCCGCUAGCCCAGCAGAAUUUAACCCUUAUGUUGAUUGCUAUUUGCCAGACUGGAAAACUGGAGGGAAUGAAUGACCUCCCGCUGGCAUCCAUCUCAGAUGUGACAUUUGCACUUAGUGAGCACUUCCCUGGUAGGCCGCAGGAUGCAUGUGCAGGGCUAUUAUCACGGCAGUUGAACAUGAACGCCGGAUGCGCAGCUGCUGGCAUAGACGCGGAGCUAAUGGAUCGCAUGCAAUCUGCUGUUCAUCUCUCGCUGAUGCGCGCCUUCUCUUCAAAUGCCGUACUUGUGGAGAGAAUACUGACAAAAGUAAAGAUGGGCUCCGUGACUGCCAUGGCGGAGUUAUGGUGCGACUACCUUCGCGUUGUACGCCAACACGAUGGCACAGAGGCUCUUGUUUCUCUAAUUCGCCCGUUACUUGAGGAGUGCGAGUCCCCACUGCUCAUUUUGCACUUUGUGAAAAUCCUAGACUUCAACGCAGAAGAUACAACGGCUGUAGCGAGAUCUGCUGUUCAACGCUUUGCUGAGGAGAACGGUAUCGCAGUGGAAAACAUUGCCUCUUUGGCAUCCAGUGAAACCGUCACUUUUCCCGUUAGCGAUUGGGUUCCCUUUAUUUUAUUGCAUGCUAGAAGCUUGGCUCCCCAGCAGCGUGUGGAGCUGAUCUUUAGUAUCCCCCCUGUAUUAUAUUGUGAGGUACCCGAGUUGGUGUUUUUGUUGUGGUUUGAGAUCAUUCCGCCUACCCUGCUACUUAAGGAUGACGAACUCUUCCGACGGUGUGCGGAGUAUGGAUUAGUGUUGCUGCGGGAGCCGUUCCUGAAUCACUUUAGCCCAAUAGAUUGCAACUUUGACGAAAUGAUUGCGAUUCCCCACAUAGCUAGUCUAGCACUAUACCGUGCCGUGCCUGUACUGUUGGGGGCGGCUCAUCAUCUCACUGCACACUAUCGAAAGAUCGUGUUGGAUGUUAGUACUGAGUUGCACGUGAUACAUCCGUAUCUAUACGCAACGUAG
Messenger RNA from Trypanosoma brucei brucei TREU927, 2436 nucleotides. RefSeq lists its product as hypothetical. The coding region runs from base 1 to 2436 and encodes 811 amino acids. The transcript has a single exon. The record is from RefSeq and is a predicted model, not a curated record. Lineage: Eukaryota; Euglenozoa; Kinetoplastea; Trypanosomatida; Trypanosomatidae.